AUGGCUCAGUUCUCGCUCCUGUCUUCCCGCCUGAAGGCGGUCGACCUAAAUGCUGAGCUUGAAAUCAGCAACACCUAUCUCGUCCGAUUCCAAAAGCCCAACAAGAUGAUUUGGAUUGGAGUCGUCAUUCCUGAGAAUAUCGGUCCUCGCAGGCACACUAAUAAACGCCCCGCUGAAGCGAGGCCUACAAGCGGAGAAUGGACAACCCCUGCUACAGAUCGAAUGUAUUCGGUCUAUCUGCCUGGUUGCAACACUUUUCGAUGGAUCGGAACCAAACAGACGUUCACGAUUGAGGCUAGUCCUCCGUCUAUCAAGGAAGACCUCAUCGACAGGCCCGUUGCAAAGCUUUUCCGAAGCGUCCUGGCUAUCGUCAAGCAGAAGCCUUCACUGCAGUUCUGGUUGGACAUGCUUAAACAGGAGCAACAAGAGAAAGGUCGGACCACUACUGAUCUGAGACUGUGUAUGCCAAACGGCUACAACAUUGUUCUUGAGGAAGACGGUCAGUCAGCUUCAGAGCCUUCGGUACCUGACAAGCCUGCGGUCCCUGACAAGCCUUCGGUUCUUGACGACUGCGUUCAAGAGCCUCCUAGCAAGGUGCAAGCUACCAGCCAUUCGUUUUCCACCUCUCGAGCCUUGGCUGUUUCUAAUGGAGAUGAAUUCUCCAACUCUGUUGAGCAAGACAACGCUAUGUUUGUACCCUUUGAUGCAGAUGCAGGGACUAGGAACCCAGCUAUGAAUGCAGACACGGAUGGAGACAUGAGCACACAGACGUCAGCCACAGUUCAUGGAUUCUAUUUUGCUGAUGAACCGACCAUCGACGGUCUGACGACUCCUCCUGUCAACCCGCCCAGCCCUGAGGCUUCUAUGGAGGAGGUGGAGGUGGAAGUGGAGGCUCGAAAUCAGUCUCAUGGUGAAUCUAUCGAAAUCAGGCCCGCGCCACUCGAUGAAUUCCCCGAGCUCCUCUUUGAUAUGCCCCUCCUGGAUUUCGUGAAAACAGCGAUUUCCAACGAUUCUGAAGUUCUUAGAAAUAUCCACUUGGCCAAAGGAAUUUUGGAGAUGCUGCAGAGUCCGCAGGGGUUCUUUAUUCGGUCAUUCUUCAAAACCCACGACUUCUGUCCUUGUCUCAUCUUGAAGGAUCCUGAGGCGAGCGCCGAAGACAGCGACAAUGAAGAGCAGGCCACGCUGCGUAUUGGCGAUGUGCGUAUGAUUGGAACCAGAUACAAACUGGAGGAUGUUCACUCAGCCGAUGUUCUGCGUGGACCCAUCAUCGCCCUAGGAGAGCUGUACAUGCUCGCCGGACGCCUCCGACUCGAUGCGCUGAUUGACAAGAUUGUCAUGAAGCUGCAAGUUGUCUGGAAUUCUUACGAAGGAGUAUCUAUGCUGGCGGAUCUUCUUACAGUUGCGCGGGAAAUUUUCGAUGCGAGCAAUGUGUCUGCUUCGUUCGAUGGAAUGCAGAAUUGGUUCGUCGCAUUCAUCGCGGACAUAAUGCCGCUUUUCCUCUACAAGAAUGGGGCGGAGUUCAACCAGGUCAUGAGUGACUGCCCGAUUUUGCGAGAUGCUGUUUUUGAAAAAUACAGUAAGAAGCUGAGUGAGAGCCCGGAGAGAUACGCCAACCCUCUUGUCUGGCUUCGCCGUCGUGGGGUCAAAAUCUAG
Molecule: messenger RNA, 1653 nt
Organism: Penicillium riverlandense
Lineage: Eukaryota; Fungi; Ascomycota; Eurotiomycetes; Eurotiales; Aspergillaceae
Exons: 3
Coding region: 1-1653 (550 amino acids)
Source: RefSeq, a predicted model, not a curated record